CUUCACAAAGUGAGAAAAUGGCUAACCCUUUAUCUAUAAUCAUUCAAGAAUUCUUGAAAAAAUUUCACUCAAGAAGAUUGAUACUCCACGCUCCUCUUUAUAGUUCACCUCCCGUGUCAACUGUAUCAGCACUUUCUCCAUCAAUUGCAGUAUAUAGGAACAAUACAUUCGAGGCAAAUGUUGGAAUUGUCUUAGCAGUCCUCUUGUGUGCCUUAAUUUGCUCACUUGGAUUAAAUUCCAUCAUAAGAUGUGCAGUAACGUGCUCGAGUUUAGCAUCCCAUGACGACACCCCGUCUGCGCGCCUAGCCAAUACGGGAAUAAAGAAAAAGGCCCUCAAAGCAUUCCCUAUAAUAAGUUACACAUGUGAUCUUAACCUUCCAGGUUUGGACACAAAGUGUGCAAUAUGUCUCUCAGAUUUCGCUACAGGAGAACGUGUUCGAGUCUUGCCUAAGUGCAACCACGGAUUCCAUGCCCAUUGCAUUGAUAAAUGGCUGAACUCACACUCUUCUUGCCCAACUUGCAGGCACUGUCUAGUUGAAACUUGUCAAAAAAUAGGAGGAUGCAACCAGACUCGUACAUCUUCGGUAAUCCGACCACCCCAAGAAGUUCUUAUAUGGAUUGCACCUUUUCAACAAGAAGGUUUGAUACGAAAUCAUCACAGUCAGGAAUAUUUAGCUGAUUCUAUCAGAUAAGAUGGGAUUAUGGGUUUAAGUUUUAUUCCUUCUUGUUUGCUUAUUUUUAAUUUCAUUAAGCAUACAAGUAGAGUCGUAUAGGAAUAGGAGGAAAGUGGAACAUUUUGCACUGAUCGAGUUUGGAGUGGGGAUAAUCUCAGUAUUGGUCCUUUACAAAAUUAGUU
Olea europaea var. sylvestris is the source of this 856-nucleotide messenger RNA. RefSeq names its product RING-H2 finger protein ATL78-like. Lineage: Eukaryota; Viridiplantae; Streptophyta; Magnoliopsida; Lamiales; Oleaceae. Gene Ontology annotation, biological process: protein ubiquitination. Gene Ontology annotation, molecular function: transferase activity. Bases 18 to 692 code for a protein of 224 amino acids. The record is from RefSeq and is a predicted model, not a curated record. The transcript has a single exon.